Messenger RNA from Sebastes umbrosus (honeycomb rockfish), 2452 nucleotides. Its product is annotated as histamine H3 receptor-like. Lineage: Eukaryota; Metazoa; Chordata; Actinopteri; Perciformes; Sebastidae. Gene Ontology annotation, cellular component: membrane. Gene Ontology annotation, molecular function: histamine receptor activity. The record is from RefSeq and is a predicted model, not a curated record. The coding region runs from base 7 to 1080 and encodes 357 amino acids. Gene Ontology annotation, biological process: adenylate cyclase-activating adrenergic receptor signaling pathway. The transcript has 3 exons.
GGACCCAUGUUUGUCGUUUUGAUGGGGAUGAUGGUGACUUUAGUCAUUGUGAUAGUUUUGGGCAACGCACUGGUCAUUUGGGCCUUUAAAGUGGACAAGAGUUUGAGAAGACAAUGUAAUUACUACUUCCUCAAUUUGGCAAUAUCAGAUUUUCUUGUAGGGGCGUUCUGCAUCCCAGUCUACAUGCCUUACAUACUCACAGGCAGGUGGACUCUGGGCCGAGGAGUGUGCAAGCUGUGGCUGGUCAUGGACUACCUGCUGUGUUCUGCGUCCGUCUUCAAUAUCGUCCUCAUCAGCUACGACCGCUUCCUGUCAGUCACCAGAGCAGUAAGUUACCGUGCCAGGCAGGGCAUGACUCAUCAGGCCAUAACCAAGAUGGUUGCCGUCUGGGUGCUAGCCUUUGUCCUGUAUGGCCCUGCUAUCAUAUUCUGGGAGCUGGUGGUGGGCAGAAGCAGCGUGCCGAAGGAUGAGUGCUUCGCGGAGUUCUAUUACUCUUGGUACUUCCUGCUGAGUGCCUCCAUGCUGGAGUUCUUCUCUCCUUUCAUCUCUGUGGCUUUCUUCAACCUCAGCAUUUACCUCAGCAUACGCAGGAGGAGGCUCCACAGCAGGGAGGCGCAGCUCCACCUUCAGCUGAGCGAACCCGCCUCUGCCCAGGGGAAAGGCAUCCCCCUGUCCCACAACUGUGGGUUAGGGACCAAACUGGCUGUAAGAGGCUCCAUCCACUCCCAGACCUCCUCUCCCAGUUUGGGUACACUAGAUCCCACAACCAGCAGGGCUGCCCAGCCUAGCCGUCUGUCCAGGGAUAAGAAAAUUGCUAAGUCCCUGGCCAUCAUAGUGUGUGUGUUUGCCAUCUGCUGGGCACCGUACACCCUACUGAUGAUCAUCCGUGCCGCCUGCAGAGGGCGGUGCAUCCAGCAUCACUGGUACGAGGUCACCUUCUGGCUCCUGUGGCUCAACUCUGCUAUUAACCCAUUCCUGUACCCGCUCUGCCACAGUAGCUUCCGCAGGGCCUUUAGCAAGAUUCUCUGCCCACGGCGGCACACGACUCCCCCAUCAUCUGUCCUCCGUCCUGGCCAGUGACAAGCGCAUACCCAUGGUAGGAUGGGGGCGAACAAUGUGCCAAAACUAUGGAUGGAAACAUUCAAAAUAUAACCCAUAAAUUACACAGUUUCAGCAGAUGAAGCUGUUUGUCACACAGACCAUAACUAAUAGUAUACGAUUGUGGUUUUCAGUGUUUGGAUGUACAGUAUGAUGUAAUUUACAGUUCACUGUGUUCACAACUAAAGUAUGUAUUAAAAAUUCUCCUGUCAAACAAAUCUGAAUAUACCGACAAAAGCGUGAUGAUAACUAUAGUAGAGUUUUUUACAUACUAUAAGAACAUGUCUAGGUUUUUUAUUUGUCUAGCCAUACAGGCAAUUCAUCAAUUAUGUUGUCUAGUUAUUUAUGUUAUGCAGCUUCUAUAUUGAAUUUAUAUACUGUAUAAUUAUACUGACGAUUUAUGUUCAUAAAAAGAUAAGAGUUGCCCUCACUGUGACAUCCUUCCUUCAGCUGAAGUACAACAGAUCACUAUCACCCUCUGCUGUUUACUGAUGUUAAUAUUACAGAAGCACAGUGAUGAAACAAAAAGUGCCAUUAAGUAUAAAUGUAUGUGCAAUGAAAUGUGUUCUGCUAAAAUUGUAUUUUCUCUAUUUUUGUGGCACAUUCUUAUACAAUAGAUUGGUAACGGAUUACAUUUCUCCACACAUUGUCUGCACAUUCAUCACCCCAUGUAAAAAAGAAUAUACAUGCUGGACUAUAGAAAAGCAACACCAACAAAAAGUACAAAUUCAGUUUUAUUUAUUGUAUUACUUUUACUGAAAGUAUUUGGCUUUAUGUUAGAGACAGAAUCUGUUUACAAACAAUGCCAAAAUACCAUUUUACUGUGAUCAGCAGAUGCAUGUUUACUUAUGUGCCACUAGAUGUCACCAUUAACCUUUACAGCUUCCAGUCUGUUAAGUGCUUGAGCACAAUUCAUAAUAGAGAGAAGUCAAUCUUUGAGAUUGGCCACGGUUUCCAUUAACUGUUUUACUUUAUUGUUUGUAUUGGAAGUGUCAGUUAAAUAUGUGCUAUACUUUUGCACCAGAAGCCUGACUGAUUGAAAUUGUAAUAGAGGAAUGUAAACUAAUAAUCAUCGGUCUAUAAAAUUGCACACUGCUCUCUUUGCAUUUCUUUACAGUGAGUCACUGUCACAUAGUGUCACUCGUAAUCGCAACUUGAAUGGUCACAAUAUGUCCUAUGCUUUAGCAAAUGUCUUAUAUAGUGCUGUUAUGCUAUAUAUUUUAGGUAACUAUUUGUGUAACUUAAAUAUUAAGUUUUAUUCGUAGUGGCCUAAAUGUUGUCCUCUUGGCUCAGAAGAACGUUUAUAGUACAAAGUACAUUUUUUGGUGCUUAUUUUAAGUUAAUUAAAUUUAGG